UACUCAAAAAAUUUCCAUUUUAGAAUCAAACUCAUCAUCAUGGUUCCUAUUUUUCAAAGUAAGAGAUUGGAUCCCUAUUCCAUGUGACACAGUGAUCAAAGAAUCCAUCCAAAGAUUUCAUUAUUCUCCCACCAUGGAGAACACAAUUCCAUGUGGAGCUCAUUUCUUUCUCUCUCUUUUCCUCGUUAUAAAAAAAGCUCUCCUGGACAGACAACUUUCUCUCCACGCCUGGUCCUUUUCUCCAAACAGUUUCAGCAGGAAAUCAACCCAACCCGAGAUAUGGGUUUAGUCUUCAAAGCCUUGCUCUUCCGGUUCCCUCUGUUUUUGUUUUUGUUUUUGCUUCUACUCCACUCACCAACAAAAGCUGGGGAUUUCAAUGCCAUAAAUAAUAAUACCAACAGUUCCACUGCUAGAAUUUUAGCUUCUAACUGCAACUGGUUCAGAGGGAAAUGGGUAUACGAUCCUUCUUAUCCUCUCUACGGCCCCUCCAAAUGCCCUUUCAUCGAUGGAGAAUUCGACUGCAAAAAGUAUGGCCGACCUGAUAACAUGUAUCUCAAAUACAGAUGGCAGCCCUUCUCCUGUAGCCUUCCCAGGUUCAAUGGGCUGUAUUUCUUGGAGAAAUGGAGAGGAAAGAAGAUCAUGUUCGUGGGUGACUCACUCAGCAUGAACCAAUUCCAGUCUUUAACAUGUAUGAUUCAAGCCGGCGUUCCAAAUUCAAAGAUUUUAUACAUCAAAAGAGAUGGUCUUACUUCAGUUACCUUUCAGGAUUAUGGAGUGAAGAUAUUGCUAUAAAGAACGCCAUACCUAGUUGACUAAGCGAAUGAGAAGGUGGGAAGAGUGUUGAAGCCGGACUCCAUCAGGAGCGGUGCUGCAUGGAAAGGCAUGGACAUGUUGAUCUUUAACACGUGGCAUUGGUGGACCCACAAUGGAAGAUCUCAACCAUUUGAUUACAUAGAAGAUGGUGGAAAAACUUUGAAAGACAUGAACCGUAUGAUCGCCUAUUACAAAGGACUAACGACGUGGGCCAGAUGGGUCAACCGCAAUGUUGAUCCUUCCAAAACCAAGGUGUUUUUCCAGGGAAUUUCACCAACCCACUAUGAGGGAAAGGAUUGGAACGAACCAACAAAAUCAUGUUCUGGACAGAUGCAACCAUUCUUUGGCAUUAGAUACCCAGCAGGCACACCCAUGGCUUUGGUUGUUCUGAAAAAGGUCCUUGGUAGGAUUAAGAAACCAGUGUAUUUGCUCGACGUUACCGCACUUUCUCAGUAUCGGAAAGAUGCACACCCAUCAGCAUACAUCAGCACACACACUGGCACAGACUGUAGCCACUGGUGCCUUCCAGGUUUGCCAGAUACCUGGAACCAUCUCUUAUAUGCAGCUCUUUUUAGUUAAAGGAUUGGAAGCUUAGGAGAAAAUUAGCUGUAGGCAGAUAAAAUUAAUUUGGAUGAAAACCAUUUGCUUUCUACCCAA
Molecule: messenger RNA, 1470 nt
Organism: Durio zibethinus
Lineage: Eukaryota; Viridiplantae; Streptophyta; Magnoliopsida; Malvales; Malvaceae
Product: protein trichome birefringence-like 39
Cellular component (GO): Golgi apparatus
Molecular function (GO): O-acetyltransferase activity
Source: RefSeq, a predicted model, not a curated record